UCAGACAGCAAGGUCCCAUCUGUGGCUCAGAGUGGAGACUUCUCACGGAAGAUGUUUCAUGUGGAAUAUCCACAUAUGUUGUUUUCCUUGAAAACUGCAAUUAACGGUUAUUAAGUUCCUUUAUUUUCGUUAAAGACAACAUAUUUCGUUAAAGACAAGAAAUAAAAGCGGAUUUACCACGGACAUGGAUAACUACUAUGCGCUUUUUGGAACUGCAAAAUGGAAUAAUUUCACAACAGCAAAUUGCUGUCAGAGGAAUAGUAGUUUGUUGUGCGUCGUUAAAAGCAUUUAAAGGCAUUAAACAUAACAAACUAGCAGCUGUCGCUAUUUUCUUCGAAAUCAACUUUUUGGAAAAUAUUUUAUUUAUGGAGGCUCAUAAUGACCCAUUCCAACUCUACGAAUGCGCACUACGAUGGAUUUAACCGAAGCAUUGCUUUUAACUUGUCUGAACUUAGAAACACCAGCAACAAUACCUGCACUAGUCUCAUAUUGGAUUCCCAAACAAUCGGAAUCGGAGUGUGCCUUUCUGUUUUUAUUUUAUUUGCCAUAGUCGGGAAUGUUUUGGUUAUCCUAUCCGUGCUGUGCAAUAGACACUUGCAGACCGUUACAAACUUCUUCAUUACAAACUUGGCUAUAGCUGAUUUACUUCUAAGCAUCAUUGUUCUGCCAUUCUCUGCAUGUUUCGAAAUUCUAAAAUGCUGGGUUUUUGGCAGGUUUUUCUGCAACAUUUGGGCAGCAGUGGACGUAAUGUGUUGCACUGCCUCUAUCCUGAGCCUCUGCGUAAUAUCCAUUGACCGGUACAUUGGUGUCAAAUAUUCUUUGAAAUAUCCAACAAUAAUGACAGAGAAGAAAGCAGGGGUAAUCCUGGUGGUGGUCUGGAUGUCAGCUACGGUGAUCUCAAUAGGUCCACUUUUAGGAUGGAAGGAACCACCGCCAAUGGAUGAAAGUAUCUGCAGUAUCACUGAAGAACCGGGCUAUGCCAUCUUCUCCUCCUUAUUCUCUUUCUAUCUCCCGCUCAUGGUCAUUUUAGUAAUGUAUUUUAGGAUCUACAUUGUGGCCAAAAGGACGACUCGGAAUCUUGAAGCAGGUGUAAAGAAAGACAGGAACAAGUCCAGGGAAGUAGUACUUCGAAUUCACUGCAGAAGUGUUCUUGAAGACGCCGCUGCUAACGCCAAAAGUAAAGCCCAUCCUUUCAGAAGUUCUCUGUCUAUUCGCUUGAUGAAGUUCUCAAGAGAAAAGAGAGCCGCUAAAACCCUGGGUAUUGUUGUUGGGGCUUUCAUCCUCUGCUGGCUACCAUUCUUCUUGGUUUUACCUAUAGGGUCCUUCUUUCCAACGCUGAAACCCUCAGAUAUAGUCUGCAAAGUAGUCUUUUGGCUGGGCUACUUCAACAGCUGCCUAAACCCCAUCAUCUACGCGUGCAACAGCAAGGAGUUCAAGCGCGCCUUCACCCGCCUACUGAAGUGCCAGUGUCGCCGCAGCAGGAAUACCCACUGGAGGUUCUACAAGCAGAGGCUCAGGACCUCCCUGAGUGGAUCCGGGGAGGAGUCUUUCGGCAGCCGCAAGCCCCAGUGCUCGUUCCACGAGUCGCUGUCCUUCACCGACUCUCUACUCUGCAAGGAGAAAACCCGCGCCUUCCAGGGCUGGAGCUUCUUCUCCCCACUCCAGACGCCAUCUUCCCAGCUGAAGAAGAAGAUGAACAGCCUCUCCAACAAGAUCAAGAGGGGGCCGAGCAGAAGGUCCGGCCCCACGCUGGGGAAAGCAGAAGUGAUCUCCGUCUCCAUGGGGAUCUGCGCCCACCAUUGCAGCUAUGAACAAUACAACAUUGCAGACUAUGAUGGUCUUAAAGAGACUGACAUUUAGAACAACGGAAAAUUCCAGCUUAGACUCUCGUGGUAAGUGUAAGGCAUUUGUGCAGAUGAGUACAGUAUUGAAUUGGUUUCAAAAAGUUUAUUUUUGGGCAUUUUAUAUUGUAGUGUCUUGCAGGUGUUGACCUGGUAAUUAAUGUAGUAAUUAAUGUUUGCACACAUAUUUUGCCCAAAAGAACAUGGUAAAUAUGAUACUAUCUGAAUUUUGAAAAAGUUGUAAAAACUGAUAUUGUCACUGUAGGCUCAAGAAGGGGGCAGAGGGUUGUGCAGACCAGUGGAAAAAUGUAUUUCCCCGUAACUUGAAUAUUUUGAAAAUGGAACUUACCAGCAAAAAUAGAACAUGUUUUUAUGCUGUCACAGUGUUUUAUGUUUUUACUGAGCUCCCUGUUAUGACAAAAGUGCAGUGCGGGUCUCUCUGUUCAGGGUAUGAUGAAAUUUAUCAAAUGUUCUGAAAUAAAUUUAGCUUGGAGCAUUUCACAUGUUUGAUUUAAACCAUGUUCUAUAUUCGUAAAUAAAAAAAAGAAGGGAAAAAAGAAAAGCUUUUCCAUUCCGCUUUCUUUUGUUAGUCUCCAUUUCUGAGAGCUCUCCACCUGCUGACCUGUGUCACUGCCCUAGAGGACUGCGCUUCCUGUUCAGACAGACCACUUCCUGUUCAGACAGGCCACUUCCUGUUCAGACAGGCCACUUCCUGUUCAGACAGGCCGCUUGCCUCCCAUUAACAAGCAGAGUUGUUUGCACUGUGAGACACAGAAUUCCCAUCCCACUUUAACACUCCCUUCCUGGGUGACACUAUCGGAAUUCAUGUGUCACUCUGUGGGAAUCCUGUCCACAGAUGCCACUGGGACUGUCAGUACCAUGGGACUUUGAGUUUAAGCAAAUGUUAUCCUUUUUCAUGCAUAUGCAAUACUGCAAAAUGGGCUAUUGCUGAGUGUAUUCAAAUGUAUGCAUUGUUUUCAUAUACUGAAAUGAAAUUUCACAUUUUUUGGGGGGACAUGGAAAUAGCUAAUUACAUUUUUGCAGGAAGGACUUGAAGAAUAUUGAUUGACAGAUUGCUCAUAUUCUGGGGUGAAUUCUGUUUGUUGAAUUAUGCUACUGGUUCCUGAUUACAGUAUGACCUUGUGCUCAGUUAUUGUAGUCUUCUUACAUUGAGUGGUUAUCCCCCAGACACUUCAUUAGUGAGAGCCUUGGAGCCCUCCCUCUCCUUUCGCCGUGUAAACACUUAUAAAGAAAAAACAGUAUUGAAUGUCCCCACAUACACGCAUUACUGAAAUUUUCCAAAUGCCAGUGGCAUAUGGUUUGUCUCUUAUUUUUCUUCAAUCCCGUGAUAACGCUUGAUUUUAACCUGAGAUGACUGUCUUUUAUUGAGGCCAUGUUUGUUUUAGUUAUUAUGAAUGCAAAAGCAAGAAGAAGCCCUUUUUUGGUAUAAAGUGUAAACAUUCACCAGCCUCAGGGCAGACCAGGUCCAAACAGUGGAUGUGUUCGUGCCAAGAGAAAGUCUCCUUGGGACUGACAUUGAAUGAGUAGCUACUGGAUUGGCUCUGUGGACCUUCUCCCAAGGGACACUCUGUGUAGUAUUUUAUUUUAUUUUUUAUAUACAGUUUUCUGGCUGCAUAAAGGUGCAUAAAGGUUCACCUGCCCUUACUCUUAUCUUUAGUUAACUUUUUUACAUUUUGGAAGCAAGAUGCAAGCAGGUAUUGUAAUGUCUUUUCUUAGUAUGCAUAAACACAAACAUACACACACACAUAAACACAAUUACAUGUGGUCAUGCUUGCAGAUACUGAUUUUUUGCCCAUUGGUCAGAAUCAGGCAUGUACUUUCCCACAGUGUACUGUUCUUCUAAGCUUUAGCAUAAAUAUUAUUCAGUCUUGUUGAUUGUUGGAAAAUGACACGACUGGAAAAAGACAAAACCAUAACAAAAGCUUUUGUGUCAAUGAUAUAGGACAAUGCCUUAGAUCCUACUAAUCAUUACGAUCACAACUCAAAAAUACUGUCCAAAUAUAACAAGAGAAAUAUUUCUGGACAAUGCUCUUAAAUAAUAGCACACAAUUAGUUGUAUAGUAGUGAAGGUGCUAAAAUGUAUAAAAAAUAUAUUUAUGUUUGUAAUUAAAUGAAAAGCUUUAUUCUUUUGUGCAAUUCAUAUAAUUGUCUCCUUUCUACAUGUUUACAAAAUGUUUCUGUAAAUAUAUGUAUAUAUGUAUUCAAAAUGACCAGUGAAUAUUGGGUUGUGUUGUGUGAUGUAUGUAAUUUUUUCGACUCAUAUUUUGUUCAUGGUUCAUACAAACAUGCAAAGGUCUGAUAACUGUAGUGUCAUUACACAUUGUAGCUUCAUUGUAAGAUAUAUGUAUUCUGUCAUAAAUGAAUCAGAAAUAAACAUAACAAUUUGA
Molecule: messenger RNA, 4249 nt
Organism: Conger conger (European conger)
Lineage: Eukaryota; Metazoa; Chordata; Actinopteri; Anguilliformes; Congridae
Product: alpha-1A adrenergic receptor-like
Exons: 2
Coding region: 379-1860 (493 amino acids)
Biological process (GO): phospholipase C-activating G protein-coupled receptor signaling pathway; positive regulation of cytosolic calcium ion concentration; adenylate cyclase-activating adrenergic receptor signaling pathway
Cellular component (GO): membrane
Molecular function (GO): alpha1-adrenergic receptor activity
Source: RefSeq, a predicted model, not a curated record